Helicoverpa zea (corn earworm) is the source of this 1118-nucleotide messenger RNA. RefSeq lists its product as uncharacterized. The transcript has a single exon. The record is from RefSeq and is a predicted model, not a curated record. Lineage: Eukaryota; Metazoa; Arthropoda; Insecta; Lepidoptera; Noctuidae. The coding region runs from base 196 to 1041 and encodes 281 amino acids.
AAGCGCUGGCAAACCAAAAGUAAGGAGCGAAGCCCACACUUGGUUCGGUGAGGCCAGCCGACAACAGUUCAUAUGACCGCUCGUUUAGUGCCAUGAUCGUCAUCACGGCGGACAGAAGCGUUAGUGACAAAAAUCCAGUUCAGUAAUACGAAUUUUCAUCGCCAUAUUUAAACACACGCCUUAUAAAGAACAGACAUGUCUAAGCUAACUGUGACUAACUUCGCCAAGAGGACUGGAAGCCCCUUCCAGAAAGGCAACACUCCAGAGGAAAUUAAAAUAGUGCACGAAGAAGUUAUCGAAAAGAGCACUUUUGAAAAACAGAAGGAGAAGCAGAGUGAGUUGAUUCAGAAGGUGAAUAAGAAGGCGGCGGAGUACCAGUCCAACAAACCAAGUUCUGGUGUUUUCACUGAAGUGGUGUCUCACGGUGCUUUUACUUCAAAAAACAGGAAUUCAAGUAAUACAACCACUGUUAGUUCUCCGAAAGUUGAAAGUCCCACACCACCGAAGUCCAAUGGAUCGAACAGUUCAAAAUCCUUGCUCAGAUUCCCAUCUUCAGCAAACGACUUGGCUCUCGACGCAAAAUCCGAUCUGGAAUCGGAUCCAAACAUAUCAAAAGUGGUAAAAGAUAAAGUGAUUGAGAAACUAUUUGCUCUCGUCUCGAUGGUACAACACACGUACGAAUCGAAAGUGAGAAUAAUGACAGAGUUCGAGAAAUACAAAGACACACACAUGAAGAACGAGAUGCGAAGAGAGAAAGAAUAUUCAGAGCAGAUGUACAAGCUGAACAUGAAUUUUCAAAACGAAGUUGUUCAAGCGAUACAGAGGUUGAAGAGUGAAUUGGAUAUCACGAGAAACGUUAGUCAAAAUGUUGAUGAAGCUAGUGCCAGUUCAAAAGAUACUUCAGUUGAUUUUAAUACCUUUGAUGAAGUACCAUUAUCCAAUUUAGAUGAAAAAGCUGAUACGAUUGAAGAAACAGAGGUAUCUACUAUCGAGCGACUUGGCGAUGAGAAUGCAAACAGUGAUGUAAUUAAGGAUGAGUAAUUUAGUAAGGACGUUCGUAUAGGAUUUAAUUUAUAUUUAACAUUAGUCACCGUUAUUAAUAAAUGUUUUGUGUUUUU